UGUAAUUAUGACUUCUAUACCGUAUGUAGAACGAAUAGUAGAGUUUUCUUCAAAAAAUAUUGAAAUCAACACGACUACCAACAGUACGAAUUUUACUCUACCGGCACAAAAUAUAACGUGUGCUCCAUAUGAUGUCUUGGUCGAGACAUGGCUUCUUUUUGACGUUCAUCAACUAGCCCGUGUCCUGAUAACCUGGUCUCUAUUUGUUUUGAGUGCAACAGGAAACGUAUUUGUUAUAUACUCACUUCGUUUGAUGAAAAGGCAACAUCAUUUUUUCAUGUUUCAUCUAGCAUUAGCAGAUCUUGCUUAUGCGUGCUUUGUGUUGCCAACUGAUGCGAUAUGGAACACAACAAUGCAAUGGUAUUCCGGUGACGCUGUUUGUAAACUAGUUCAAAUGUUGAAACAGUUCGGAAUGUAUUCCAGUUCAUUUAUGGUCGUGGUAAUCGGAGUUGACAGAGUAAGAACAGUGUUGUAUCCCAUUGCAGCAAGUAAAACAGAACAUCUUGGAGUUGUGAUGGUCAGCGUUGCAUGGGCAGCCAGUGCCGUGUGUACGAUACCAGCGGGAAUUGUGUUCUCAAUUCUUCGAAUCCCAACCUGUGAAGGAGUUUUUAUAACGCAAUGUGUUGACAAUGAGAUUGUGCCGAAGCAAUAUCUCAACUCAUAUCAUUUCUUCUCAAUGUUGGCGAGUUUUUUACUCCCAUUCUUUUCAACUAUCGUUUCCUAUUCACUAAUUGUUUGUGAGAUUUCAAAAAUGAAAAAAAGAGAUAGACAGUUGAUGGGUCGUCGAAACAGCGUUAACAGUGAAUCGAUACAAAAAGCUAUCAACAGGACAAUAUUAAUGAGAACUUUGAUUACUUUAACAUUUUUAUUAUGUUGGGGACCGUACUAUGCUAAAGGAAUAGUCGAUUGGUUUAUCAGAGAUAUAUCUAUGCCUGAACCUGGUGGAACAGUAUAUAAGGUUUCCUAUAUACUCAUGUACUUCAACUGUUUUUUACAUCCUAUUGUAUUUGGUGUUUUCUUGAAAGAAGUUCGAAAGAAUUUUCAGUCGUGUUUCAAAUGCUUUUUCAGGCGGAAGGAUAAUCCCAGGAUUACUUUCAAGCCGGCCCCCAAACAGUCAAAUGCCAGUCAUCUGACUUGUUCAAGUAAUCUUUUAAGUUGGAAUACAAGAAAGACGAGCGCUUUAUCAGUUUCUGAUAUGAAUGAGAAUCCCAGGCUAAAUCUCUGGGGAAGAAACUCAGUUCCAGCGAUUAAAAGCGAACUAAAUAACAGGACAGAUUUAUGAAGUUAUCUUCAAUUUCGCACCAUUUCUGAUGCUUCGUGUUUUAACCUUUCAUAUUUUCAACGAGUUCCAAGUUUACGAAGAAGCCGGCCAGAAAUAGUUUGUGCGGGUGGUGGACAUGGAAUUUUAUCUCGUUAAAUCUGAGCUUUGGCAUAUUUGUGAUGGGAUCAUGGGGAACUGAUGAGAGCCUAUACCAUGACCUCGAACCGACUGGCAUAUUAAAACAGCUUUCCAAGUACGCCUGUAGAAUUUUUAUUCAGUUAGAAUGUUGGAAACAGAUUUAAAGCUUCGCCAAUUUCAGGCCAAUUUCACCAUAAACAUUUUAUAUAAAAACCUUUCAGAUUCAUUUUUGCGCUAUCUAGUACUACGCUAUACUCUUGCUUUGGAUGCUAUCUAAUUUUAUAUUUAAAUGUGUAAAUUUGUCUUGAACAUUUUUGUUCUAACUGUUUUGUAGUUUCAUUGACUCCCGAACUUUCUAUACUGGCAUUUUAGUUGUUACUUUGUAUUGCACCGAUGAAGAUUGCCAUGUAUAGGUGUCCAUCAGAGCUCUGGUUAUUCAAACGAGCUGUUGAUAAGCUGCAAGUAUUUUAAUAAUGUCAAUACUUCAUGAGAAAUAUGGAGGUUUGUGUGCUGCAAAACAUAGUGAAAUUCUGAAAAAACAAUUCAAAUAUUAAACACAAGAAGUAGCGUUGUAUUGUAAUUACCUUGAGUCGACUCAGUAUGCAUUGAACUUUACUAACAUUGUAUUGCGCAAUUUUAGAUCUCGAUUUCAAAUAUUGCUCGCGUUUUUUCUAACCCAUCAAAGUUCCUCAAUUCCGCCCCUAGUGGCCUUGUGUCGCCUAAUUUUAUAUCGCUUUUUGUGUUUUACAAUUUCUAAUUAUUUAUUUCUGUAAAUUGUUUAAUGUUCCUUUUAGUUUUUUCAUAUUUUUUUUUUCAAAUCAGUGUACCAAUGCUUGUUUUACUGAAAUUAAAUCGACUAAACGCUAGUCAAACACA
Messenger RNA from Styela clava, 2275 nucleotides. Its product is annotated as gonadotropin-releasing hormone receptor-like. Lineage: Eukaryota; Metazoa; Chordata; Ascidiacea; Stolidobranchia; Styelidae. The record is from RefSeq and is a predicted model, not a curated record. Gene Ontology annotation, molecular function: peptide binding; G protein-coupled receptor activity. Gene Ontology annotation, cellular component: plasma membrane. Gene Ontology annotation, biological process: G protein-coupled receptor signaling pathway; cellular response to hormone stimulus.